Molecule: messenger RNA, 777 nt
Organism: Mixia osmundae IAM 14324
Lineage: Eukaryota; Fungi; Basidiomycota; Mixiomycetes; Mixiales; Mixiaceae
Exons: 3
Coding region: 1-777 (258 amino acids)
Biological process (GO): coenzyme A catabolic process
Molecular function (GO): acetyl-CoA hydrolase activity; coenzyme A diphosphatase activity
Source: RefSeq, a predicted model, not a curated record
AUGGGGGACGCAUUGCUGGGCUUUCUAAGCCAGUACGAGCUCAGCAGCCAGCCAGUACAAUGCCUGCAUCGGCUCGCCGCUUUGGGGCAUUCAAUUGAUCAUGUCGACCUGCCACGGCGCAAAGUUGCAGCAGUCGCAGUGCUGCUGUAUGCAGAUCAAGAAGACGAGCUCAGCGUGGUACUGACGACGAGAGCAAAGACGCUCAGAUCACAUCCUGGCGAGACCGCCUUACCUGGCGGGCGUCAAGACCCAGAGGAUGCCAGCAUACAAGUGACUGCAUUGCGAGAAGCCAACGAAGAAGUCGCUCUGCCAUUUGACCCGGAGAGGAUGCUCGCCUUGGCAACGUUGCCCGCGUUUGUCUCGCGCAAUUUGCUCUUUGUCAAGCCAGUGGUCUACCUGAUCGACGCUGCGCUUGUAGCCUUGCUCAAGCCAAACCCAGGCGAAGUGGAUGCCAUCUUUUCGUGCAAGCUCGCUGCAUUUUUGGGCAACGACAAAGAGGCAGGAGACGCGAUCCAGCUCGAGCAUAGUCAUAAUGACAUGAUCUGGCUACUCGACCGGCCUUUCCGAUUGCAUGCUUUCCGGCACACAAGCCUGCCAUCGGCUGUAACGGGCCUGACGGCAGAUAUCUUGAUCGCGACAGCGCUGUGCGCCUAUGAUGCAAAAUCGACGACGUUCGAACAGCGGCCAGCGGGCCAGCCAGACUGGCCAGAGAUGGUCGAAGCCGUUCUUGCCGGUCUGGCGGGAGCAGGGAAUGAUCAGCGGACUCGUAUGACCUAG